GUAUAAAGCUAAUGAAAAAAAGUAAGGAAAAGAUUUAUCCUUUAUCGAUAGUCACCUUGCUCUUGGCCACACCAUAGCCUCUCUGAUUUUAUACACUGAUCGAGUUAUGAGCAAUCUUGAUGAAGACAAGGGUUUGGUCGCAUCACGGGACAAUAAUGCAAAGCAAGAUAAUUUCAAAGUCACUGCAGAUGGAAGAGAAGUAGACAAAAUAUACAAUCCAUGGGCAACAUACUCUCGCCUAUGGAAUAAGAUAUUCUUGGCUUCAUGUGUAGUUGGAGUCUCAAUUGAUCCAUUGUUCCUUUACAUUCCAAUUGUAAACGAUGACAAAAAGUGCCUCGACAGAGACUACAAAAUGGAGAUUAUAUCUCUUGUUUUACGAUCUCUUACCGAUUUCUCUUAUGUUUUACAUAUUGUUUUUCGGCUUCAAAGUGCACUGAAUACGUCCAAGGAACUUCAUCAAUCCAUUUUCACAAAGUUUCCAUGGUAUUAUCUUCUAAUCGAUGUUUUGGCCAUUCUUCCUCUUCCUCAGGUGAUAGUUUUAGUGUACUUCUCCAAGAUUACAGGAUCAAGAUCUUUGACUGCAAGAAAGUUCAUCAACUUAAUACUUCUUCUCCAAUACGUGCCUCGGAUUCUUCGUGUGUACUUAUCAGCCAAAGAACUAGGGAAGGUUUUUGACUCACUCACUCGACGUGUAUGGGUCAGAGGUGCCUUCUUCUUUUUCCUCUACAUUAUUUUUGGUCAUGUGUUUGGAGCCUUUUGGUACUUCUAUUCAAUUUUUCGUGAGACAGCUUGUUGGCACCAUACCUGUCUAGAACAUGGACCAGAAGAAUGCACACCUGGUCCUUUUGACUGUCUUGGACCUCAUCCCAUGGUGAAUGUGACAAAACUAAAGCAGUUUUGCCCUGUUGAUCCACCAAAUGCAAAUAUCUUCAAUUUUGGAAUAUUUUCUGAAGCAAUCGAGUCUCGUAUAGUCAACAAAACAGAUUUUCCCCAGAAAUUCACUCGUAGUUUUUGGUGGGGUUUAAAAAAUUUGAGUUCUUUUGGCUCAAACCUUGAGACAAGUAGCAACGUACAAGAAAACUUGUUUGCAAUUCUCAUUUCUAUCUUGGGUUUACUUCUAUUUUUAUAUCUUAUUGGAAAUUUGCAGACAUAUAUGCAGUUCGAAACUAUAAAGUCAGAAGAGGCUAGGAGAAAGAUAAACAUCAUACAACCAGAAGUAGAUUCUUAUCUAUCAAACCAUGACCUUCCACCGCAAAAAAAGAAACUCAUCAACAGAUACCUAAGUCGAACAAUUAGAGAGGGCAAAGAUUUUGAUGUCAAACAUCUAUUUUCUCUACUUGAAGAGCAUGCUGAUCAUGGCCAACACAAGAAUGAGGCAUUUGCAACUUGGGUGACCAAAUUAUUGGAUGUGAAAAAGCAUGAGAGGAGUACAAUGGGGCAAAAGGUAGAAUUAUGGAUAUCAAAAAAUGAAAUUCCUCAGGAUAUAAAGCAAAAGAUUAUGAAAUACGUACAGUUUAGAUUGCAAGAAGGAAAAGAUGUAGACAUCCAACAUCUUCUGCAUACUCUUCCUCCGACACUAGGAAUGUCUAUAAAGAGACACAUAUGUUUCCCUCUCUUGAAAAAAGUUCCAUUGUUUCAAAACAUAAACGAAUAUGUUUAUGAAACAAUAUGCAAAUAUCUAAAGCCAGUCAUAUACUCAGAGAAAAGCUAUAUCAUUCGAAAGGGAGAGCCUAUUGAUAUGGUACUCUUCAUCACACAAGGUGUGGUAUGGACCUUUGGAAGUAGUACCAUUCCUAUGAAUCGUCUACAAAAAAGUGAUUACUAUGGAAAUGAACUCAUAGAAUGGCAGUUAAACUCAACAUCCUAUAAAGACUUUCCUAUCUCUACUGCCAAUGUCAAAUCACAUACCAAAGUUGAAGCCUUUGCUCUAAUGGCAAUUGACUUAGAGCAUGUGCUCUCCAGUUGCUGGCUCAAGUUCUUUCAAUGCUACUCAACAAAUGAAACCAUGUCAUCCGAGGGCUUGAAAUCUUUCGCAGCUACUUGUGUUCAGCGACAAUUUCGACGUUACAUGAAGAACAAAAAGGCGCAAGAAAAUAAGCUCAGUAUAUGUGUCAACUGAUAACAUACAUAAACGGUAUUAGUGAACACUGUUAUUUGCAUAUGUGUGGCUUUCUUUGGUUCGUUUUAUCAGAAAGUAAUUGUAAGGUUUAGCUACGGCUCACUAUAAUGUAUAAUUAAUAAUCUAUCUAAUGCACGCAUGGGUUUUCGGUCUUGUGAAUAA
Molecule: messenger RNA, 2281 nt
Organism: Humulus lupulus (European hop)
Lineage: Eukaryota; Viridiplantae; Streptophyta; Magnoliopsida; Rosales; Cannabaceae
Product: cyclic nucleotide-gated ion channel 1-like
Exons: 9
Coding region: 107-2119 (670 amino acids)
Source: RefSeq, a predicted model, not a curated record